AUGGAACACGUUCAACCUGCUGAUGCCAUCACAUUCGCGGAGUCACUACUCAUAAGCCAUGGACUUUCUGAAGAACAUGCCCAGACAAUUGCUCAAUGCCUGGUAGCAGCAGACUUGCGCGGUGUAGACACACAUGGCAUCAACCGAUUGCCUUCGUACAUUGCCAAGAUCAAGAAAGGUGCGAUUGAUGUCAAAGCCGAACCAGAGUUGAAGCAGAUCACUCCUGCUGUUGCACAGGUGGACGCCAAGAAUGCAUUUGGCUUUGUUGGUGCCAAGAUGGGCAUGGCAAAGGCGAUCGAGAUGGCUACAGUCUUCGGUAUUGGCAUGGUCUCAAUAAAGCACUCAAAUCACUUCGGCAUGUCAGCAUGGCUAGUCCAACAAGCAAUCGACGCAAACAUGCUCGCUCUAGUCUUCACAAAUUCCUCUCCUGCAUUGCCACCUUGGGGUAGCAAGUCGAAGAUCCUCGGCGUCUCGCCUAUAGCAUGUGGAGCACCAGGCGCCGAUCACCCGUUCAUCCUGGAUAUGGCACCAUCCAAUGCCGCUCGUGGAAAAGUCUACAAAGCGCUUCGAAGGAAUGAGAAGAUUCCCAAGGACUGGGCGUUGAAUGCUGCCGGCGAGCCGACUGACGAUCCGAAAGAAGCACUUGAAGGUGUGAUGCUGCCGAUGGGCGGGCCGAAAGGGUCGGGUUUGGCUAUCAUGAUGGAUGUGUUCUCUGGAGUCCUUUCUGGCUCGGCAUUUGCAGGAUGUGUGAAAGGACCUUACGAUCCAAGCUCGGAUCCGGCGGAUGUGGGCCAUUUUCUCAUGGCGAUCAAGCCUGACCUGUUCAUGACAAAGGAGGAGUUUGUGGAGAGGGCGGAAUUUUUAUACCAGAAGGUAACCACGUCGGAAAAGGCCGCUGGUGUUGACAGAAUCUAUUUCCCUGGCGAGAUCGAGCAAUUGACUGAAGAGAAAAGGAAAAAGGAGGGCAUUCCGUAUGCGGAGGGCGAGAUACAGACGCUGAAUGCCGAGGCCAGUGCUGUUGGUGUGCCAGGGUUGAAGGUCUCCAAGUAA
Pseudocercospora fijiensis CIRAD86 is the source of this 1050-nucleotide messenger RNA. RefSeq lists its product as uncharacterized. Gene Ontology annotation, molecular function: oxidoreductase activity. NCBI's taxonomy places the organism in Eukaryota, Fungi, Ascomycota, Dothideomycetes, Mycosphaerellales, Mycosphaerellaceae. The coding region runs from base 1 to 1050 and encodes 349 amino acids. The transcript has 2 exons. The record is from RefSeq and is a predicted model, not a curated record.